AUGACAGUAGUCGAUCGAAAGUCGCGAGUUGCCAUCGUUGGGGGUGGCUUGGUUGGAGCUUUGGCUGCCUGUUUCUUUGCAAAAAGGGGACACGCUGUGUCUGUGUACGAAUACCGUGCAGACAUCAGAAUGGAGGAUUCCAGGGGGCAGAGCAUUGACUUGGCUCUGUCGGUUAGGGGACGAGCAGCUUUGAAGGCUGUUGGCCUUGAAAAAACUAUAGUGGAUCAGCAUGGUAUCUGUAUGCGUGGCAGAAUGCUUCAUGGCAAAGAUGGAAGCCUCAAGGAAAUCAUUUAUGAUAGCGUAAAGGGAAACUGUAUUUAUUCUGUCAGCAGACGUUACCUGAACGUGCUUCUGUUAAAUGCUGCCGAAAAAUAUCCCGAAGUGGUUCUCUAUUUCAACAAGAAAUUGGUAGACGCGGACUUGGAUAAUGGAACAAUGAAGAUCUUCGAUACAAAAACAGAAACUAUAGAGGAAAUACAAGCAGAUUUAAUAAUUGGCGCAGAUGGUGCCUAUUCGAAAGUCAGGAAGAUAAUGAUGAAGAGGCCGCUCUUCAAUUGCAGUCAGACAUACAUCGAGCACGGUAUGUUUCAUUCAAAUAUUCGUAUCUUUGCGGCCGGUAAUCCGUCCUUUGCGAUGAGCGGUCAUCAUCUGCACAUCUGGCCGCGAGGAGAGUUCAUGAUGAUCGCCCUACCGAACGAGGACUACACUUUUACCGCGAAUAUAUUCGCGCCUUUCGCGACUCUGGACAAACUGAAAACGUCCAAGGAUCUCUUGGAAUUUUACGAAGCACAGUUUCCCGAUUUCGUACGUAUGAUCGGUAGGGACAGGCUGGUAAAAGAUUACUUCGAAAGGCAGCCCAAGACACUGAUUUCUAUCAAGUGCAAACCUUAUCACGCUGGAAAGAAAGCUCUUCUUGUUGGCGAUGCUGCACACGCCAUGGUGCCAUUUUACGCUCAAGGAAUGAACGCUGGAUUCGAGGAUAUGUUAUUGUUAGACGAGCUAAUGGAACGUUAUGAAUCAGACUUCGGUAAAGUGCUACCAAUGUUCACUGAACUGCGAUCCGACGAUGCUCACGCGAUAUGCGAUCUUGCUAUGUACAAUUACGUUGAGAUGAGAGAUCUAGUUAAUAGAAAGUCGUUCCGUUUCCGGAGAAGCCUGGACACGUUUCUCUAUCGUCAAAUACCGAACACGUGGAUACCGUUGUACAGUACCGUGCACUUUUCACGAAUGAAAUUCCGCGACUGCAUCGCGAACAAGGAAUGGCAGGACAAGAUUUUACGUACGUCCGUUUGGUCCACUGUAUUCGUGAUUCUCGCGAUAUUGCUCGUGCAAGUCAUGGAAAAAUACUCCAUGAAGUGUGUACUGUUUUAAUCGCUGGUUCAACAAAACUGUGUACAACCGUUAAUAACGCAGUACUAUGGCUACUGCAUCGAAUCACAUUUUCUAUUAAAAAAGAAAAAACAUUUUCCUCAUGCAUUCGAUCUCUUCUUUCCCAUUUGUAACGUACUAAUUAUUCCACACUCCCGCGUCACAAACCCGUAAUACAUCGAUCAUAUACAACCGUGUUUGAGCAAUACUCGUUUUAAGGCUUCCACCUCGAAGAGUCCUUUUUAACAAUUCAAUUAAAACGUAAAUUAAUAUUCAACCCCUUAACAAUAGGUUUCUUACGUAAUGUCUUGGGAAAGCACACAUUCUGACUAAUAGAGUUCCAUUAAUGCACCAUUGCUUUCAUUCUCUCUCUUUCUUCUUCACUUACCACUCCACUCGUAAAGUUACUAAGAAACAUGACUGACUGACAGAAAUGUUCGUCGACGAGUCCUCGACACAGGCGACAAUUUCGUCGACUUGUCGACGUUCG
Messenger RNA from Dufourea novaeangliae, 1858 nucleotides. RefSeq names its product kynurenine 3-monooxygenase (gene cn). Gene Ontology annotation, biological process: NAD+ metabolic process; L-tryptophan catabolic process; quinolinate biosynthetic process. The coding region runs from base 1 to 1371 and encodes 456 amino acids. Gene Ontology annotation, cellular component: mitochondrial outer membrane. The record is from RefSeq and is a predicted model, not a curated record. The transcript has 11 exons. Gene Ontology annotation, molecular function: kynurenine 3-monooxygenase activity; NAD(P)H oxidase H2O2-forming activity; FAD binding. NCBI's taxonomy places the organism in Eukaryota, Metazoa, Arthropoda, Insecta, Hymenoptera, Halictidae.